CAUUAGUACGACAGAGCGGAAGGCACACCCACCAUUCCGCGUAAUAUAAAUGCUAACUUUACGUUUAGAUUUCGUUAAUAUCUAGGAGACAUUAACAAGUCUAUAAAACUAGAACCAGUACUAGAAGUAAAAAAAAGCAGAAGCAUAGGAAAAGAAGCAACAUGGGUCUCAAGGAGGAAUUUGAAGAGCAUGCAGAGAAAGCCAAGACCCUGCCAGAGAAUACGACAAACGAGAACAAGCUUAUUCUUUAUGGUCUCUACAAGCAAGCCACUGUUGGACCAGUGAACACCAGCCGUCCUGGAAUAUUCAAUAUGAGGGACAGAGCAAAAUGGGAUGCCUGGAAGGCUGUUGAAGGGAAAUCCAAGGAUGAAGCGAUGAGUGAUUAUAUCACCAAGGUGAAACAGUUGCAGGAAGAAGCUGCCGCAUCUGCUUGAUAUCUUGUUGAUGUCUGUGUUCAAAUGUUUAAAUUGAAUGGAAAAUAAUGAUCUGUAGUUUUCAAACUGGUAAUGAGUUAUUUCUGAAUGGUGUGAAUGAAUCAGGUUUAUGAGGUACUUCUACUAGAUGUGGUUAUGGCAAUUGUACUCUUGCUAAGUAUGUUUCUUUUGAUUAUAAAUUAUGUCUGGUCAAAUCCUUGAAACCCA
Quercus robur (English oak) is the source of this 641-nucleotide messenger RNA. Its product is annotated as acyl-CoA-binding protein. The record is from RefSeq and is a predicted model, not a curated record. NCBI's taxonomy places the organism in Eukaryota, Viridiplantae, Streptophyta, Magnoliopsida, Fagales, Fagaceae. Bases 162 to 434 code for a protein of 90 amino acids. Gene Ontology annotation, biological process: fatty acid metabolic process. The transcript has 4 exons. Gene Ontology annotation, molecular function: fatty-acyl-CoA binding.